Messenger RNA from Acanthochromis polyacanthus (spiny chromis), 957 nucleotides. Its product is annotated as C-C chemokine receptor type 4-like. The record is from RefSeq and is a predicted model, not a curated record. Gene Ontology annotation, molecular function: G protein-coupled receptor activity. The transcript has a single exon. Gene Ontology annotation, biological process: immune response; G protein-coupled receptor signaling pathway. Bases 1 to 915 code for a protein of 304 amino acids. Gene Ontology annotation, cellular component: membrane. NCBI's taxonomy places the organism in Eukaryota, Metazoa, Chordata, Actinopteri, Pomacentridae.
AUGGAGGAACUCAACUUCACUGUGGUGGAAUCGAACGUGUCUAGCUCCAAUUUUUCUGGAUAUCAAUCUGAAGUGGUCCCUGCAGUGCUGAUGUCCAUCUGCUUCCUGCUGGGAGUUCCUGGAAACAUCGUCGUGGUUCUUCUCAGACCCAACUUUCAGCAUCUGUCCAGCCUCAGUCAGAGUUUGAUGCUGAAUCUGGCUUUUUCAGACCUGCUCUGCCUGCUGACCCUCCCGCUGUGGAUUUACAUGUUUCUCUACAGCUGGACCUUUGGCCUGGGAGCCUGCAAGGUGGUAAUUUACCUCAUAUACUGCAGUGUUUAUGGCAGCCAGCUGACUGUGACGAUGCUGGCCGUCCAGCGCUACCUGCUGGUGGUGCACCUGAAGAAGUUCCUACAUCUUGGAGGGAAGAGGCUGCUGGUUGUGCUCUGGCUGGUUGCAGUGCUGUUGUCCAUCCCUGCUUUACUGUUUCAACAGUUGGUCCAAUAUCAGAACAAGCCACAAUGCAUCCGUGUCUACUCCCCUGAUGCCCAGAGUGUUGCUGCACUGCUGACCGAAUCCGUGGCGGGAUUCAUUUCCCUUUUUGUUGUGGCGUUUGCUUACAUCCAGGUCCGCAAAAAGGUGAACCAGGCAGCAUUUUUCAACAACCCCCAGACAAACAGACUGGUUACCAGCAUCAUUGUGACCUCUUUUGUUCUGUGGGUGCCGUAUCACAUUCUGAAUGUGCUGGGUGUCGUUGCCAUUUCUCUGAACGACUGGAGUUUGUGGAAGUUUUUGACAGACACAUGGAACAUUGUUGCAGCUGUAACAUUUGUGAACAGCUGCCUGAAUCCACUCCUGUAUGCAUUUGCUUCUUACAAAAUGCACCAAACAACCACAACAAAUACAGCUGCUGAAGAUGAAGAGCUACAAGAAUAAUAUGACCAAGACCAAACCAAUAGUUUCUGUUCGAUUAUCUGU